GGGUCCUUAAUGCAUGAUUCUCACGAGCUCAUGGCUUGCACAGCUUGCGCAGCUGGUCGCAGCAGACGGCCUGCCACCUGAAACCUGCUCCUGGGCACCAUUGCCGCGAGAUGACGACUUCGACCUGAGCUCCGGCUUUGUGGACUCGGUGCCCAGGCAGUUCGCCCGAUGUUCGCUGGCUUUAGAUGCUGCUGGAGGGCAUGCGAGUGGCUUGUUGGAGACUUUGAUCUUUGGCAUGCCACCUGAGCGUUCUUUCAGUCCGGAGGCCUCGCGCUGCCCAGAAGGUUUGCAGUUCGAGGAGCUCUUGCUAAGCCCGCGUUAUUUGGUGGUGGCUGCGCAACCAGAAGUGGCAAGGAGCAGCGACUGGCGAGAGCUGAUACCGGUGGGUGCCUGCGUUCCGCCAGCGUGUCACGAGGCCUUUGCAAACCUGGCCUUGCCACGUCUGCUGGAAUGGCGUCAAGGCAAAUCGGCCAAGUAUCAUCCUUCGCCGGGACCUUGCGCUGGCGCCUUCGACGUGGAUGACGCAAGUUGCGUGCAACACCUAGACCAGGACAUCCGCAGCGAGGCUUGCGUCACGGCGGUGCACGUGUGGCGGGUCUUGUGCGACGCCCGUUUUUUUGAUGAGCUCUUCGGGGCUCAGGUGAGAAGCUUGCCCAAAGACAGUUUGGGUGAAAGCUCAGAGUUCGCCGAGCACCAGAAGGCUGCUUUGGGGCACUACAGUACUUGCAAGGAGGGAGGUGGCAGCUAUGUCGGGGUUUACUUCAAUGCUGUGGGGGAGGAAGACCCAGCUGGCGCAGGCUACGCGUUGGGCAUGUGCAUCCCGUCACUCCAUACCACCUACAGCUCCGCAGUCUCCACCAUCGUGGCGUGGCGUUUGGGCCUUCGUAUGGCCACCGCCUACCCGGGCGUGGCCAUCGAUGCAGACAGCGUCCGUUCAGCAGAGCUGAUGCACCGGAAUGAGCUGGAGAUCGGUUGGGCCAUCAUUGGCUUGGGACGGAGUGGGACCACCAGCCUGGCCGCCUGGUUGGAUAGCCAUCCCAACUUGGAGCUCCUGAGCGACCCAGAGGACCAUUUCCGUGAGGGUUCCUUCGACUACCUCUUCCGCCGGAGCCACCUGGAGCACCUCAUCCGCCGCGACGAGCUGCCGAGUGCUGCGCGUGCUGGUUCCGCGGGUCCGGUCCGCGGGCGACGGACGCCAUUGGUGGGCAUUAAGGAGCCGAACCUGUUGCGCUCCAGCAGGGGGAGGCAGAUCAUGGCGGAGAUGAAGAGAACGAAGGUGCUGAUUAUUUUCAAGAAUUGGGUGGACUGGCUGAAGAGCGCAGCCCUCUUCAUCCGCCCAACGCCUUGCUUCCCAAGGAACUUGGCCAGGAUUGGUGAAGAGGGCAACGACUGCAGCUUCGCCUUCGAUGAAGCCCACCUUUUUGAGAAAGUGAGGGAUUUGGAGCAGAAAGGAGUGGCACGCGAGCGCAUCAAGGUGGUUCACUUGGACACCCUCCGGGCUGAGGGCCCUGCCGCCCUGCGCCGCCUGGGCGCCUUCCUGGGGGCCGGGAACCGGUCGACCGGUAGCAGCGGGAGCAGCGCCGGUGCAAUGCCGCAAGAGGGAGAAGUGGCGGAGGAUGAAGUGGAAUUCUGGGAGGAGCUGUGUGGCUUGCCAACUGAGCUGGCCAGAAGACUGGAGCGGCGCCGGAGUGAAGCACUCCGCGGCUGCGAUGAGCUGCUGCGGCGAAGUGGCGAGCCGAUACCGGAAUCCGUCUUGCGCCCUGUACCCAUCCAACAAGAAGCCUGCCAACGAAUGAAAUCAAAGAUUAAAA
Durusdinium trenchii is the source of this 1811-nucleotide messenger RNA. The record is from the annotation of a GenBank genome assembly. Lineage: Eukaryota; Dinophyceae; Suessiales; Symbiodiniaceae.